Molecule: messenger RNA, 3494 nt
Organism: Nerophis lumbriciformis (worm pipefish)
Lineage: Eukaryota; Metazoa; Chordata; Actinopteri; Syngnathiformes; Syngnathidae
Product: cadherin-6-like
Biological process (GO): cell-cell junction assembly; homophilic cell-cell adhesion; adherens junction organization
Cellular component (GO): adherens junction; plasma membrane; catenin complex
Molecular function (GO): cadherin binding; beta-catenin binding; calcium ion binding
Source: RefSeq, a predicted model, not a curated record
CCAAUGGGCGGCUGGCGUCCCCCUCUCAGCCUCGGCGACAUCCACCCAGCGAGGAGCGGACGUGCGCGGCGCAGUUGCGGUGUGCGGCCGACGCAGGCUGCUCUCAAUCGGAUACUCUCUCUUCCAGGCACCGGGGACGAAAGUAGCGCCGUCAACCACCACCAGCACCACCGCCGCCACACCAGGUGUGCCGAGACUCUCCCUGCUUGUCUCCAGCAUGAAGACCGAGUCGUCACUCUGACCCGCAGACUGCCAGAGACAGGAGGACCGCGGCUGCACCGAGACCCUCAAGGCCUCGUUGCCAUGGAGAGAGUGUGCGUGCUCGUGGCGCUGUGGGCCGCCGUCGCCCAGCUGGGCUCGCCGGCCACGGGGCUGAGACCCCCGAGAAGGACUGCAGCGGGGCACAAGGGGUCCUCGGGCCUGACGGGACAGGACGCCAACGGGGCGCCGCUCAGGCGCUCCAAGCGAGGGUGGAUGUGGAACCAGUUCUUCUUGUUGGAGGAGUACACGGGAACUGACAUGCAGUAUGUCGGCAAGCUCCACUCCGACUCCGACCGCGGGGACGACAGCGUGCGCUACGUGCUGACGGGCGACGGCGCCGGCUCGAUUUUCAAGAUCGACGAGAAGUCGGGUGACAUCCACGCCACCAAGCGCCUGGACCGCGAGGACAAGGCCUACUACGUGCUGCGCGCCAAGGCCGUCAACCGCUUCACCAACGUGGCGCUGGAGGGCGAGUCGGAGUUCAUCAUCAAGAUCCACGACAUCAACGACAACGAGCCGCGCUUCACCAAGGACCCUUACCUGGCCAGGGUGCCCGAGAUGGCCGACAUCGGUACGUCGGUCAUCCAGGUGACGGCCUUAGACGCAGACGACGCCACCUACGGGAACAGCGCCAAGGUGGUCUACAGCAUCCUGGAGGGCCAGCCCUACUUCUCUGUGGACCCAGAAACUGGCUUGAUCAAGACAGCCCUGCCCGGCAUGGACCGGGAGGUCAAGGAGAACUACCAGGUGGUCAUCCAGGCUAAGGACAUGGCAGGACAGAUGGGGGGUCUGUCGGGGACCACCACCGUCAGCAUCACGCUCUCUGACAUCAACGACAACCCGCCGCGCUUCACCAAGACGCUCUAUGAGUUCAAGGUGCCCGAGUCCACCGCGGUGGGCUCGCCGGUGGGAGUCAUCCGGGCCGUGGACAACGACAUCGGCGAGAACGCGGACAUGGACUACAGGAUCAUCGGCAGCGACGGGCCUGGAAUGUUCGACAUGUCCACCAACAGGAGCUCACAGGAGGGUGUCAUCGUGCUCAGGAAGCCGCUGGACUUCGAGAGGAAGCGUCAGUACGGCCUGCGCGUGCAGGUGGACAACGUCCACCUCGUCCCGCGCUUCUUCUCCGCGGGGCCCUUCAGGGACGAGGCGUCCAUCAAGAUCACGGUGGAGGAUGUGGACGAGCCGCCCGUGUUUGAGCGAGCCAACUACGCCAUGGAAGUCAAAGAGGACGCCGCGGCCAACACCGUCAUCGGCUCGGUCAGCGCCUCCGACCCGGAUGUCAAACGCAGCCCUGUCAGAUAUUCCAUCGACCGACGCACCGACAUGGACCGUGUGUUCGAUGUCCACGCCACCAACGGCUCGGUGUUUCUGCUCAAAGAGUUGGACCGCGAGGAGAACGCUUGGCACAACAUUUCUGUCAUCGCCUCCGAGUUCAACAACCAGAACCAGAACAGCCGCGUGCCCGUCCACAUCCGAGUGCUGGACGUCAACGACAACGCACCAACUUUCGCCACCAACUACGAGACGUUUGUGUGUGAGAACGCUAAAGCCAAUCAGAGGAUCCAAACGGUGAGCGCCACUGACCCGGACGAGCCUCUCGGAGGACAUCGCUUCUUCUUCAGUCUGGCCCAGGAGAACGCCGGCAAGGCCAACUUCUCCGUCCGCGACAACCGAGGUAGCGUCACGCCGUUUGUGCGGCCGAGAGUUCAGCGCUCAUCUUCUUUUCGGAUUUUUUCAGACAACACGGCGUGGAUCCUGACGCGGAGGAACAGCUACAGCAGCCUCCUGAAGAGCGUCUACCACGUGCCCGUGGUCAUCUCGGACGGCGGCAUGCCCGUACGCAGCAGCACCAACACGCUCACCGUCAGGGUGUGCACGUGCGACCGCGAGGGCAACAUGAAGUUGUGCAACGCCGAGGCGCUGACGGCCAGGGCGGGGCUGAGCACGGGGGCGCUGGUGGCUAUCUUGCUGUGCGUCAUGAUCCUGCUGAUGAUCGUGGUUUUGUUCGCCGCCCUGAGGAGGCAACGCAAGAAGGAGCCCCUGAUCAUCUCCAAAGAGGACGUGCGGGACAACGUGGUCAGCUACAACGACGAGGGCGGCGGCGAGGAGGACACCCAGGCCUUCGACAUCGGCACGCUGCGCAACCCCGAGGCCAUCGAGGACGCCAAGCAGCGGCGGGACAUCCUCCCCGAGGCGUACUACCCACCGGCCAGGCGGCCCGCGCCCCCCUUGGCCCGGAACAACAACAACGGCGACGUGAGGGACUUCAUCAACCAGAGGAUCCAGGACAACGACGGCGACGCCACUGCUCCGCCGUACGACUCGCUGGCCACGUACGCCUACGAGGGCAGCGGCUCCGUGGCCGAGUCGCUCAGCUCGCUGGAGUCGGCCACCACCGAGGGCGAGCAGGACUACAACUACCUGAGCGAGUGGGGGCCGCGCUUUAAGAAACUGGCUGACAUGUACGGCGCCGACGACAGCGACAGAGAUUCCUAACGAGCGGCGACUUUCUGUGCCAGGGCGGACGCACGGACACCCCGUGGUUGGCGUCAUGUGUCCCGUCACGUGGUAGUUAGGGCAAAGGGACCUCUGUGUGGUGUUAAGCCACGCCCGCCGGAAUAUAUCUAACUGUUUUUUUUUUUUUUCUUCUUUGUUUUUAUCGUGCCGCUGCUGCCUGUGACGAACACGCUGGCGCAGUUGUGUACUUUUUGUGCGACAAACAUCACGCUGCAUAUUGUGAUCUUAGCUUGUGUACGUUCAUGAUCAAAAACACUGUACAGACAUCUUCACCUCGACACUCACAGCGCCCCCUGGCUGUGCUCAAGGUAAAGGCGGACAGGAAGUCAACCAAUGCUGGGAACUUUAGUGAAUUUGUUCAAAGAAAGUCUCUUUAGGACGACGGAGGACAUAAUAGAACGCGACACCUCAAAGAUUUGCUGCCUCGACAUCGCCGAGGGUUUUUUUUUUUCUUUUUGCGGCGCAUCUUUGUUUUUAUUCACCCCCUCUGACGCAAACAUGGUGGCGCUGUCCUGGUAGAUGUUGGUUGUCGAUGUGUAGACGCCGUGGGUGCGUUGGUGACAAAUGUGGAGUUCUGUGAGCGUAGGCAAAUAUAUUAAAAAAAACAAAAACAUGUUUGGGGGGUUGUCUGACUGUCCCGUUACUUCUGCUUUGUACAAGGUGACAUUUUGUACGGAAUAUUUAUAUGACGCGAUUAAAUAUCUUCAAACGUG